This is a messenger RNA of Poeciliopsis prolifica (blackstripe livebearer), 987 nucleotides long. RefSeq names its product V-set domain-containing T-cell activation inhibitor 1-like. Gene Ontology annotation, biological process: cell surface receptor signaling pathway; immune response; positive regulation of T cell proliferation. The record is from RefSeq and is a predicted model, not a curated record. NCBI's taxonomy places the organism in Eukaryota, Metazoa, Chordata, Actinopteri, Cyprinodontiformes, Poeciliidae. Gene Ontology annotation, cellular component: external side of plasma membrane. The annotation marks the transcript as partial. The transcript has 5 exons.
AUGGAGGACGCGCUGCAGACCGGAGACCUCAGUCUGACCCUGAGGAAACCCACCUUCACCGACAGCGGGACCUUCACCUGCACGGUCCGCAGGCUUGGAGAAGAGCUGCACCAGGAGGUCGUGGAGCUGCAGGUCAAAGAAGCUCCUCCAGUCUGGCCCUGGGUUCUGGUGGUUCUGGUGGUUCUGGUGGUUCCGGUGGUUCUGGUGGUUCUGGUGGUUCUGGUGGUCGCUGCUGUUGGUUUGAUGUACAGAUUAAAAAAGAGACUCACAGCAGUGCUUCCAUCUGAGACGGUGGAGAUCAGAGAGGGACUGAAGUCUGUCCUGCUGCCGGUUAAAACUCAGAAACGUCUUCACAGCGUCAGAGUGGAGUGGAGCCGUCCUGGGCAGAGGAACGUCACGGUCCAUGUGUCCCAGAACGGCCAGACUCAGUCUGAGCAACAGGAGGACGUCUACCGAGGACGGACCAAGAUGAAGACAGACCUGCAGGACACCGGAGACUUCAGCCUGACCCUCAGGGUCCCCCAGAUCCACGACUCUGGGGUCUAUGACUGCCUGGUCUCCAGAGGAGGAGAAAAGCUGCUGCAGAAAACUGUGACUCUCAGGGUCAAAGAGAGCCUGAUGGAGGAGGUGGAGGUCGCAGACAGAGACGCGUUUGUCCGUCUGCCGUUUCAAACCGCAGCUGACCUGCCAGCAGACAGCAAAGUGGUGUGGAGCCGCACCGACCAGCAGAACUCUGUCCACGAGUAUCAGAACCAUCACAACCAGCCAGACAGACAGAACCAGGAGUAUCUGAACCGGACCCAGAUGAGUCCUGAUGCUCUGAGGACCGGAAACCUCACCCUGACCCUGAACGACCCCCGACUGGCGGACAGUGGCGUCUUCAUCUGCACCGUCUACAACGACCAAGACGGGACGAUACUGAAACGGAAAGUUCUAAUGCUGAAUGUCAAAGUCCACCAGGUGGACAAGGUGUCUGUGGAGGAGGGC